GUAUUUCUGUUAACCCCUGUCUGCAUAGACAUCAUCGAUCCUGCACUGCACCCAAUGAAGUAGUGUGCACUGGUUGGUCCCUACUAGUCCGAGACCCCUCGGUCCCCUUAUCAGGGCGUGAGAUCGACCCCCGCAGGUGCCUAACUCUUACUUACUUCUUACUACUAGCCGCAGAGUAUAAAUAAACCCUCCCCUGUCCCACAUCGGGCAACUCAUCUUACAUCUUUCAUCAACAUUUUUAGGUCAAAGGUUUACAGAUUCUCUUCUCACUCAAGAACUACUUCUCUUUGUCAAAACAAAUAUACCGCCAACAUGCCUCACCAGUACAUGGUCAGCCUCAAGAAGGAGUCUCCCCCUGAGGAGCUCGAGAAGGCCAAGAAGACCGCCACCGACAACGGAGGCAAGAUCGUGAAGGAAUUUGCUCUGGUCAAGGGUUUCGUUGUCCAAUACGACGAUGAGCAAGUCUCCACCCUCCAGUCCUCCGACCACAUCCACGUCGAGAAAGACAGCGAAGUCUCGAUCCAGUAA
Messenger RNA from Aspergillus neoniger CBS 115656, 528 nucleotides. RefSeq lists its product as uncharacterized. Gene Ontology annotation, molecular function: endopeptidase inhibitor activity. The coding region runs from base 313 to 528 and encodes 71 amino acids. The transcript is spliced from 4 exons. Gene Ontology annotation, biological process: vacuole fusion, non-autophagic. Lineage: Eukaryota; Fungi; Ascomycota; Eurotiomycetes; Eurotiales; Aspergillaceae. The record is from RefSeq and is a predicted model, not a curated record.